Ictalurus furcatus (blue catfish) is the source of this 3863-nucleotide messenger RNA. It is a transcript of the gene sema4gb, whose product is annotated as sema domain, immunoglobulin domain (Ig), transmembrane domain (TM) and short cytoplasmic domain, (semaphorin) 4Gb. The transcript has 15 exons. The record is from RefSeq and is a predicted model, not a curated record. Gene Ontology annotation, molecular function: semaphorin receptor binding; chemorepellent activity. Bases 411 to 3059 code for a protein of 882 amino acids. Lineage: Eukaryota; Metazoa; Chordata; Actinopteri; Siluriformes; Ictaluridae. Gene Ontology annotation, biological process: negative regulation of axon extension involved in axon guidance; negative chemotaxis; positive regulation of cell migration.
AUCCAAACUUGCAUAAGCUAGAUAAAAUGAAAGCUUUUAUUUCGUGUAUAUUCGUGUUUUGAUUUAAUGAGUGCCUCAUAAGAUUUUACAGUGGCUCGCAGAAAAUGAACGCACUCGGGGCGUGGCGUAUUGCUAAUAUAAUGAAUAUUCACAUGUAGGAGUGUCCUUACCUUGGACAUUGAACCGCGCGCGUUUGCAGUGUUACAUCGCGCGGUUACUGUGGGACACACACACCGGAGAUCCGGGUUUCUACGGUAACGCGCCGCAUUGGCUAUUUCUGUUCCGAGGAUGCAGGCUGUGAGAGGGAAACUUUUGACAGCUGGAAGAUGAGUUAGGAGUCUGUUAAGAAUCUAGACAAAGUGGUCUCAAAAGGAUCUGGAAGGAUUCAAGCUGCCAUCUGUACUAAUAUCAUGGUGGUCAUGAGACAUCCUGAGCUGCCUGCCAUCACGCUGACUCUUCUCUGCAGCUUAGCAUCCAUGCUGUGGGGCUUCCCAUUUGGACCUGUGCUUGAGCUGGAUGUCAUUCCUAGGACCACUGUGCCGUUUAAUGGGCUUCUGGGAUGUAAUCAUUUUCAUGAUCAGGCUGUAAACUACAGUACUCUUCUGCUGGAGGACAGAGCUGGCAUGUUGUAUGUAGGGGCCAGAGAGGCCCUGUAUGCCCUGGACACAGCCAAUAUCUCAGCUAUCCGCAACAACAGUUCUAUUGAUUGGGCUGCAUCUUCAGAGCAGAAGAAACAGUGCUUAAGCAAAGGAAGAGAUGAUCAGACAGAAUGCUACAAUUAUGUUCGGUUUCUUGAUCGAUAUAAUGAGACUCAUCUCUACACCUGUGGGACCCAUGCCUUCCGCCCUCGCUGUGCAUACAUAGAUGUGGAGCGAUUCAGCUUUGUGCGUUUUGAGGAGGGCAAAGAAAAAUGUCCCUAUGACCCAUCCAAAGGUUACACUGGGUUCAUUGUGGAUAGUGAGAUGUACACCGCCUCGCAGUAUGAUUUCCGCAGCUCCCCUGACAUUCGUCGUAACUUUCCCUUUCCCAACCUGAAGACAGAGGACACUCCAACUAAAUGGCUACUGGACGCGGACUUUGUUGGCUCAGCACUAUUAAGAGAAAGCAUCAACAGCUCCAUUGGGGAUGAUGACAAAGUUUACUUCUUCUUCACUGAGAGAAAUCCAGAGCAGAAGCCUUACUCCAGUCAGACCAGAGUGGCCAGAGUGGCCAGGGUCUGUAAGGCCGACAUAGGAGGUCAAAGGACUCUUCAGAGGAAGUGGACAUCCUUUUUGAAGGCCCGACUUGUAUGUUCUUUCCCUGAGUAUGAGUUGCAGUUUAACAUCCUGCGUGGUGUAUAUGUGCUGGAAGGACCUACUCUUCAUGACAGUCUCGUCUUUGCAGUCUUCAGACUUGAAUGGAAAAAUGUUAAAACAUCUGCAGUUUGUCAGUACUCUAUCAGAGAUGUCCAGGCUGCAUUUGAUGGCCCUUACAUGGAACUGCAAGACUCCAAAUGGAGGGAAUACACUGGAAAAGUUCCAGACCUUAGGCCUGGCUCAUGUAUAACUGAUCAGCACCGGGCUCAGCUUAUAAAUUCAUCACGGGAUCUACCAGAUAACGUGCUCAUGUUUGCUCGGAGACACCCUUUGAUGGCCAGAGAAAUCCAGCCAAUAGGAGGGCGACCCCUACUGUUCAAAAAGAGCACUGACUACACCAGGAUAACUGUUCAUAAGGUCACUGCCUUGGAUGGGAACACCUAUAACAUGAUCUUCACUGGAACAGAUGAUGGGUGGAUGCAUAAGUCCGUACAGCUUAGAGAUCGGGUGCACAUCAUUGAGGAGCUACAACUGUUUAAUGAACCAGAGCCUAUAAACAACAUGGUUAUUUCAUAUAAACAGAAAAGUGUAUAUGUGAGCGCUGCGUCAGGAGUGGUGCAGGUGCCUCUGUCUUCCUGUCUGCGCUACACCUCAUGUUAUGGCUGUGUGUUUGCACGAGACCCACUAUGUGGCUGGGAUGGGAGACAGUGUGUUGAAAUAUCAACAUACCCUGUCAGGUCCAACUUAACUCAGGACAUUCAGAUGGGUAACAGAGGGUGUGACAACAUCACAGAGGGUGGUUUUGUGACCCAUCGCACUCGUUCAGUGAUGGUGGGACAUGACAUGCUCUUGCUUUGUGAGCUUCACUCCAAUCUGGCAGUUCCCCACUGGACUCUGAAUGGUGAACAGCUGCAGGGUUACGCUGUGGACACUGGCUAUCGGAUUGGCACUGAUGGCCUCCUCAUAAUCGGGGCUCAGACCCGGCAUAGUGGCCAUUACCGCUGUUAUGCUGUGGAGAAUGCUGUUUGGAUUCCCAUACGCAGCUACAUGGUUAGGGUGCAGCCUGUUCCUCCACCUUCACCCCAUCUACCCACAGAUCCAACCGCCCUACCUGAGAGGCUCUUCACCACUAGCACAAUGUCUAUCAGCCCCUCUAGUGAAUCCAUAGAGCAGCCCCUGCACCCACUACCCUCCAGGCCUGAGUUCCACACCACCCGACACAUGGAGGCUAUGUAUAUCUCUAUGGUGGCUGUUUUAGGUGGACUCUGUCUUGUGCUGACUGUGGUGCUGCUGUAUGUUAGCUUCUGUGCACAUAGUGCCCCUGGUCACAGGAAGUACUCUCAGCAAGAGCUGUCCAUUACCCCUACCACAGAGAGAAAACGGAGCUCUCAUGUGGAGCUGAAGACAAUCUCCAGUCACUGCAAUGGGAGGAUUGGUGGUCUUUAUGGAGCAGCAGCAUCAGGUGGAGAAUUCCUGCAGAUUAUUCCAAGUGAUGGGCAGGUCAGCCCUAACAAGGAGCCUCCUCCAGCUCCUCCACUCCCCCUGCCACCUCCACUGCCAUCUACAGAGUAUGCAAACGGCUUGUCGGCCACGUUCCCCAACGUUUUAAGGAAAAUAAAUGGGAACAGCUACAUGCUCCUGAGUCAGAUGGACUCAGAUAUGACCUCACCUCUUUACCAUUCUUUCACAGAGGAGCUCAACAGGAUCUUAGAGAAGAGAAAACACACACAGCUGGAUAUGCAGCCAGACGAAAGCUCAGUGUAGCCCUAUCUCAUCCUAAUAAGGGUAGUGGCACCUUUUGUUGAAGAUGUAUUUUAUUAAAUAAAAUAACUGUGGGUAUUAUGCUGUAUUUGCACUGUAUCCUGAUGUACACCUCAAGUCCUAUAGAUAUUAUGAACCAUGAUUUUGGAUGUUUUUGUUAUUGAGGACUUUCAAACUCUAAUAACAUACCAUAAUAUGUCUAAUAACAGUGUUGUAAAAGAAAUAUUUAUUUUAUCUGAGGUGGUAAGGGAAAGACCUCAAAUAGAGAUCAUGAUCUCAGAGGACUCUGAGAGCAUAAACAUGCAGGACAAAAGAACUAAAUACAAAAAUAUGUCCACUGACUGGCUUGACAAAAAGCUAUGUAAAUACAUUGAUAAUCAGUGUAUGUACAUUACAUUCCUUUAUUAUUUGUAUCUUACUGCAGGGGUUCUUGGCCUCUGGUCAUUGGCGCCCCUGGCCUUGCACAACAUUUCAAAAUUCUAAUACAUCAGAUCUAGGAAAAAUCUUCAAACUGUGCUUAGUAGGAUCUCAUCGAUGAUAGGUAGCAAAUCUAAAUGGAAUUCAUAGCUUACAUAACAGCUUUUGCUCUCAAGCAACUAAAAUUGGAAAUAAAAAAGACAAAUUCAGUGCAGGAUCAAAGUAAAGUGACAAGACCAAGCUUGGAUGCUGAAAGACCAGAGGAAACUUAGCAAAUGAAAAACAUGCUGUAAACAAAGGAACCUAUUACAAUCUUGCCAAUGCUUAAGCCUAUUUUGCCACCCACAGAAAUACAUGCUAUUUUCAUUUAUAGCAUUCAGCGGCUCUUUG